Messenger RNA from Myotis myotis, 5384 nucleotides. RefSeq names its product syntrophin beta 2 (gene SNTB2). The transcript has 8 exons. The record is from RefSeq and is a predicted model, not a curated record. Gene Ontology annotation, cellular component: synapse; intracellular anatomical structure; dystrophin-associated glycoprotein complex. Lineage: Eukaryota; Metazoa; Chordata; Mammalia; Chiroptera; Vespertilionidae. Gene Ontology annotation, molecular function: structural molecule activity; protein binding. The coding region runs from base 19 to 1641 and encodes 540 amino acids.
CCGAGCUGCCUGACUGGAAUGAGGGUAGCGGCGGCGACUGCGGCGGCGGGAGCGGGACCGGCCAUGGCGGUGUGGACGCGGGCCACCAAAGCGGGGCUGGUGGAGCUGCUGCUGAGAGAGCGCUGGGUGCGGGUGGUCGCCGAGCUGAGCGGGGAGAGCCUGAGCCUGACGGGGGACGCCGCGGCGGCGGAGCCCGAGCCGGCGCUGGGGCUGGCGGCGGCCGCCUUCAACGGCCUCCCGAACGGCGGCGGCGCCGGCGACUCGCUGCCCGGGAGCCCGAGCCGCGGCCUGGGCCCCCCGAGCCCGCCCGCGCCGCCGCGGGGCCCGGCGGGGGAGGCGGGCGCGUCGCCGCCCGUGCGCCGGGUGCGGGUGGUGAAGCAGGAGGCGGGCGGCCUGGGCAUCAGCAUCAAGGGCGGCCGCGAGAACCGGAUGCCGAUCCUCAUCUCCAAGAUCUUCCCGGGGCUGGCGGCCGACCAGAGCCGGGCGCUGCGGCUGGGCGACGCCAUCCUGUCGGUGAACGGCACGGACCUGCGCCAGGCCACCCACGACCAGGCCGUGCAGGCGCUGAAGCGCGCGGGCAAGGAGGUGCUGCUGGAAGUCAAAUUCAUCCGAGAAGUAACGCCAUAUAUCAAGAAGCCAUCAUUAGUAUCAGAUCUGCCAUGGGAAGGUGCAGCUCCCCAAUCACCAAGCUUUAGUGGCAGUGAAGACUCUGGUUCUCCAAAACACCAGAACAGCACCAAGGACAGGAAGGUCAUUCCUCUCAAAAUGUGCUUUGCUGCUAGAAACCUAAGCAUGCCGGAUCUGGAGAACAGAUUGAUAGAGCUACAUUCUCCCGAUAGCAGGAACACAUUGAUCCUACGCUGCAAGGAUACAGCCACCGCACACUCCUGGUUCGUAGCUAUCCACACCAACAUUAUGGCUCUCCUCCCACAGGUGUUGGCUGAACUCAAUGCCAUGCUUGGUGCAACCAGUACAGCAGGAGGCAGCAAGGAGGUCAAGCAUAUUGCCUGGCUGGCAGAACAGGCAAAACUAGAUGGUGGAAGACAACAGUGGAGACCUGUUCUCAUGGCUGUGACUGAAAAGGAUUUGCUGCUUUAUGACUGUAUGCCAUGGACAAGGGAUGCCUGGGCAUCACCAUGUCACAGCUACCCUCUUGUUGCCACAAGGUUGGUUCAUUCUGGCUCUGGAUGUCGAUCACCCUCCCUUGGUUCUGACCUCACGUUUGCUACCAGGACAGGCUCUCGGCAGGGCAUUGAGAUGCAUCUCUUCAGGGUGGAGACACAUCGGGAUCUGUCGACCUGGACCAGGAUACUCGUUCAGGGUUGCCAUGCUGCUGCUGAGCUGAUCAAGGAAGUCUCUCUAGGCUGCACAUUAAAUGGCCAAGACGUGAGACUCACUGUCCACUACGAAAAUGGGUUCACGAUCUCCAGGGAAAAUGGAGCCCCCAGCAGCUUGCUAUACCGCUACCCCUUCGAAAGGCUGAAAAUGUCUGCUGAUGACGGCAUCAGAAAUCUGUAUCUGGAUUUUGGUGGUCCUGAGGGAGAACUGACCAUGGACCUGCACUCUUGUCCGAAGCCGAUUGUAUUUGUGCUGCACACGUUCUUGUCGGCCAAAGUCACGCGCAUGGGACUGCUUGUAUGAGCAGCAAGAAUCAGAAAAGAGCCUUGAAUGUCACAAGAAGUAUUUUCACCUCAAAAAAAAAAAAAAAUAGCACAAUAAGAAAGCUCUUUGCUCUCCUCCAGCACAGUGCCUUGACAAGGACCUGCGAAUCACUGCUGAACCCCAACCACGUUUAAAGAGGAGCCUGCCUUUCACAACCUACCGUGGCCAGAAUUUCUAGGCUCUAAUGAGCUCCAAAAUGAAGCUGUUGACUUAUUGUUAGUUUCCUAAUGUGGUUUCUAAGUAAUUGGGUUUAAUUCUCCUGUUAAGAAGGUGGCUCAUUGUUUUUCUUUAUGGACAUAGUAAAAUAUACAAGAAGUGGGGUUUUUUCUUCUUCCUGUAGGAUUUAUUUCAGACUAAGCUUUGAUCUCUUGCUUAGGAAGACUGUCUCUUCCCAGGUGCUAGUUUCCAGCAGCCCCUGCUUCUUGGUCAUUCCAGAUACGUUGUACGUUGUGAUGGAGUUUACUGUGUGCACUUGCUCCUCCCGCCCUAGGAAGUCCUCGAAUUGUAUCACCAAAGCGCUCUUCCAUGUGUCCUGGCUCUCGCUGCGUCCCUCCACCCCCCGCCAUCCCUUCCCACUGCACCACCAGCUUUGCCAUUUCUCAGUGCUAACAUUAGGACUUAGAACUUGCAGAAUUUGAUUUGCCUUGCCUUCCACUCCCUUUCUGGUGGUGACCAAGUUGAAGAGCAAGUCAGAACCACUGCAUUGAAAGAAAAUACUUGUUUGAGAGUUUUCUGAUUUUACUUUUGGUAGGAGCCAGGGGAUGUGGUAAGAUUUAUUUUAAAAGAAAAUCCUUAUUUUAUUUUUUCCAUGACCUAAUAAUUGAUACUUGCUUUAAUGAAAAAAUCCUCAUGUUAGCCUAAGCCAUUUUUUAUUGCUUACCAAAUGUGCCUUUGGUUGGGGUUUGUGGAGCUUUAUUAGUCACUAUUUGAAUAACUGGAUAUCACUGCCAUCCCAGGGAGGUCAUCUGUCCUGGUGUUAGAACAGCCUGCGGCAGCUCUCCUUAGUGCUGUCUUUUCUCGUGGGCAGACAUAGUUGAGAAAGAUACAGCCUGAAGAGCAAGCUUGUUUCAAGAGGAGAAUUUGUGGGUGAAGCCAGCUUUGUAGCACAAACAAAUUGUCGAGUUGCUUUAGGCUCUGUUCCCCCAUGUAGAACCCUGGCCCUAGCCCUCUCCCCUUGUGGCAGCAGAGUGGUGUGGACAAGCAGCUGCUAACUCAAGACUCAGUGUAGCUUAGUAACCCAUUCUCCAGUGGGCGGGGUGAGGAGACCAUGGACGGAGGCCUGGGUUUUGCUAAGCACUGCCAGAUGUCAUCAUUAGGACACAUGACAGUAAGAUCGCUGAUUUUGUGGUACUGGAGAAUACACGCAGUUAUUUAUAAUCAUGAAGGAGGUGCAUAUCUGAAACCAUUUAAAAUAGUGUAAUAGUUGUAUAAGAUGUCAACUUUAGUACAGUCCCUGGAACUGAAAGAGAAGGUAAUAGUGAGUUGGCUGUUCUCCGUGUUCUCUGAAGAAGGGUCUGGGGUUAGUUCUCAUUUACUGUGUUUAUCAGGAGUGCCUAGAGGAUGUGAGCACUACAGAGGGUGGAGGCGGGCAGCACUCCCAACAGGAAAAGAAAGCACAGCGGUGUGUGCAGCACACAGCUAUUUGGUGUGAGUGCAGACUGACACAGGUGGGAUGUGAAAGAACCCACUCGAGUUGGAAGUUCUAGUUAGACGUUGUGAGCCCAUUGUCUUCACUCCUUCCCGUGUUCAGUGAGAUUAACCACAGGCAGAGGCUGGGGAGAGAGAUCUGUUCUUCCUCACCACCGGUCCCAAAAAUGAACUGUCUAAUCCACUUAAAACUGGAAAUUGAAAUCUAGACUAGACUACGUCUUUCAAGAGCUUUUUAUGUUUUGAAAAUUCACAAGCCCAAGUUUGGUUCCAUCUGGAGUAAGGUGACAAGUUAGGAAAGAAAAAAAAAUACCUUGAAGGUCCAGCUGUGAUUUCUGGAAGAAGAAUUUGAAUACAUAACCCUGAGAUAGGGAAGCUUAGACAUUCUUUGCAGUGAAAGUAUUUAUCUGAGAAGAUGAACGAUGUAAUCACAGACUUUUGCAGCAAAGCCAUUUGGUUGAGGUUUUCUAUUAGUGUGAAAGGCUAAGCCACUGAAAAGAUUUUCAGGGGGAACUUCUGAGCCACCUGCUCAAUGGUUAUAUGAAAAGAUCUGUAAAAAAGGUGUAAUUAAAACGUGGGAAGGAGAGGUAAGGCGGGUGUGCACUUCAACCCUUUUGUUCAAGCUUAAACUGCCAUGGAUAGCCCCAAGGUCCACAGGGUUUUUAAUAUUUAAUAGGGUUUUGAGUCUUGAUGUGGAGUGAAAUUGAUGGGAGGUUUCCUGUGAUCUCUUGCUCCCCCAAGAGCAAGAGCCCUUAGGCUGCUUGUUUAACAAACUUCAGCAGCUUUCCAAUCAUGGAUGACCAGGUUGUUCUUCGAUUAAGUGUGUUUGUGGGAUUUUCAAACCACAAAUGAAGUACUUUUUGUGAAUGAGACAGCCUUGAUAAAUAUGUGUGUAUUUUCGACCCACAGUUGGGAAUAUGAGGAGGGCUGACUCUAUCCACUGCUCUGCACUGUAUUAUAUAAGGGACUUGCACAUCCGUGGAUUUGGGUCCUGGACCCAAUCCCUAGUGAACACCAAGCAACGACUGUAGCUAAGGUUUUAGGGAGCCAAAGUUAAUUCGUGGGUUUUCGACGGCCUGGGGAGCUGGCACCCCUAAUCCCCACGUUCUCCAAGGAUCAGUUUGUACUUUGUAUUUAGAUGCCAAAAUAUGGCAAAUUAUUUUCAAAUGAAUAGCUAAAAAUAGGCAUUUUUCAUAUUUCACAUCUUUUACAGAACAGCUAAUUUUUCAUUUCUUUUUUAUUCUGAAUUAGGAAAAUUAUUGAGAAUGUUGUGGGCUUCCAUGUGUAGAAUGUAAAGGAAUUGCAGAGUAUUGUCCCCCUCAUUCUGAUGGACCACUUUCAGUGCCCCCCAGGACCUGGGCCUAGACAUCUUCUCCAUAUUCCACACAGAUGCCUAUCAAAGAAAAGGCUCAGUUACUAUUUUUCUGAAAAAGCAAAUCUGCCCUUAUCAUGAGAUCCAGUUCCAGUUUUUGUUUCCCUCCAGUAUGGGGCUGCGUGUUACCUGUAAACCUAUCAGGUGGGUGCAGCGUGUUAAGACCUUGGUUCCCAGAGAAUCGUUCCCUUUUGGUAUCAGACCCGAGGUCUUUUCGCAGAUAAUGCGGUGGACACUGCCCAUGAAGCCUUCCAUUGGGGCUCAUCUCUGCAAACUGGUUUGUGUUCGGUCCCACACAACUUGCAUUGUUGUUAAGCAUUAAGACUUAGCUGGAGUAAUACUUCUACAAAUUAUUAAAGUAUGUGAUAUCCUGGGGUUUUCUUCUUUUUAGAACCCUGUAUUUAAACAAGACUUCUUUGUGUUUAAAAGCUUCAAACCUUCUGGCAUCACUAGACUACCAAAUUGAAAUCCGUGCAUAAAACAGGGCAGUAUUUGUGUUCCUAAUUAAAAGAAGAAAAAAGCUUUAUGUAUGUGUACUCUGCAAAUACAAAUGCAUAGACAACACUUUCCCUUGAGUUGCACAUCGACAUAUAGCAUUGUAUAUUACAAUGAAAGUUUGUAACUUAAGGGUAUUAUAUAUAUAAAUACAUAUAUACCUUUGUAACCUUUAUACUGUAAAUAAAAAAUUGCUUUUAGACUUGUA